This is a messenger RNA of Prorocentrum cordatum, 2118 nucleotides long. NCBI's taxonomy places the organism in Eukaryota, Dinophyceae, Prorocentrales, Prorocentraceae. The record is from the annotation of a GenBank genome assembly.
AUGGCUAUGCCCCCCCCCCCAUUCGUCGCCUCCGCGCAGCAGAUCAUCGACGCUGCAAAUAACGCGACGACCCCAGCGAUCACAGCUUACGAGGACAUACGUGAGAUGCUCGUCAAGGACCACAUCGUGAGCGAGCAGAAGUUCCUAGCAGACGACAUUCUCGCGCACCCAGCCAACAGGGGUAAGCUCGGGCUGAACGCAUACAACGCCCACAAGAACCUCUCGGAUAUCGCCCACGUCGGGCGCGAGUCGUACCUGAGCGCGGGCACAGGGCACUUCACCGCUGCCACCCGCGCUUGCAAGGCUCAUUGCAGAACACCGUUCAAGAACAUCGCCAACGCAGAUGGGCCCCUGUCAGAGGCGCUCGGUCACCGUGACAAGCGCUUGGGUAGUUGCAUGGACAAUGGUUGGGUCUGGCGAGCGUUUCCUUGGCAGCGCGAGGUGGCGUGGCCAGGACUGCCUGACCUGUGCCAGCGGGCACUGAACGCUGCGCACGGGGUGAGCUCAAGGAGCACAGAGCUCCAGACCAUGGUUUGGCUCUCAGACCUGUCUGCAGACAAGGACGAUGCCAUCAACGCGGCCAAGUCGGCUUCGCCCAUGUGUGCAUCAUACAUCGAGGCCGUCGUCCGAUUGGUUGAGCUCAUCAGCGGCGGCGCUGGAGCACCAGUGCUCCACUUCCUGGACAGGUUCUCCAAGACGUUCGGAGAGAACAAUAUUCUCGGAGAGGAGUUCAUCACUGCAGUUGCGACUGCGGAGCUCAACAAGUGCGACGCUGCACCGUUCUUUCGCGCCGCCCCCGUGGCCACGAACCUUGCGUCGUUGAAGGUGGUGGACGGCGUUGCGAAGCUGAUCUACAAAUCUGACGCUGACAAGUCAAAGGGCAAGGACGAGAUCCUGAAGCUGAACACCACGCUCAAGGACGCGUGGAAGCUUGCCGACAAGGCGAUGAUCCACCAGACAGACUUCGACAUGACGGUCGGCAAGUUCAUGGUGCGAGCUGUGCUCUUCCAUCUCGGCAGGCAGCACCAGUCGCCAGAGAACAAACAAUACGAAAGCAUAGAUGACAUCAAGUCACGCUUUGCGAUUGACCUCAAGCCUGCAGCCGGCGACUCCGCCGUGGACCUCGGCGACUUCGCCGUGAAGAUCGACGACUCCAAGGAUACCGCCGCUGCAGGGUCUGAUGCGGCUAAGAUAGGCGCCAUGAGUUUCGACGAGAUGGCUUCGCCCGCACACGUCCUGAAGGACAAAGCUGGCAUCGAGAUCGGUUCUCAACUGAGGGAGAAGAACAUCUCCGACGGCUUCUUAUUCGAGGUAAAGGCCCUCAACGAUGGUGGCAAAGUGUUGCUGACUCAAGUCAAACCGUUCGAUGACGAUGACUGCAUCAAGGUCGAGGUCGGCUACAAGGUUUUGGUAUACGACUGGAAGGCCGUCAAGGAGAAGGUAAGCUUUGUGUGCGCUUCGAAAGACAUCAGCUCUGAAGUUAUCGAGGAUGACCGGCUGCGGCCCAUUGUUUUCAUGAGCCCCCGCGAGGAGCACGCAGCCUUGAUGAAGACUGGCAAAGCAUGCCAUGGGCCGCCCAUAUUGCACAUGAGGAACCCCGUCGGCACUGCGAUGGAGGAAGACGUGAGCAAGAACAUAUUCAAGUUCACUCCGACCGCGCCCAUGCAGAACAUCCUCUGCACUAACCCUAAGGGCGCUGAGAACAAUGUGGCGACGGUCACCAUCGGUGGGAAGGCCUUCUUUGCCACAAGCGUCCGCAAGCCCGCUGAUGACACGGUGCAUGCUUUCUUUGCACCGUACUGGUGGGUGAAGACCACGCCGAUCGAGGGGAAGGCGAACAUGAAGUUCGUAAAGGUCGUCGGUGCCGACGGCGUGAGCUACCCUGCGUUGCAGAACUUCAAGCCAUUGAAAGUGCACGAGAGACUAUACUAUUUCAAACCUAAGGACAUCAAGACAGCUUUGCAAAACGCGACGGUGAUUCGAUCUGCUGUCGACCACGGCGAGAAGGGCAACGCUGGCGAGAUUGGCAAGGGCAAGGGCAAGAACAAGCGCGGCAAGGGCAACGAGGGCGGCAGCGCGAGCGGGGGCAAGCCCGAGAAGAAGGCCCGCAAGGUUUGA